Salvia splendens (bonfire salvia) is the source of this 1390-nucleotide messenger RNA. RefSeq names its product protein BPS1, chloroplastic-like. The record is from RefSeq and is a predicted model, not a curated record. The transcript has 2 exons. NCBI's taxonomy places the organism in Eukaryota, Viridiplantae, Streptophyta, Magnoliopsida, Lamiales, Lamiaceae. Gene Ontology annotation, biological process: shoot system development; root development. Bases 144 to 1205 code for a protein of 353 amino acids.
AACAACUCCAAGUCUCACGAUUACAUUGUUUAUCUGUCAUGUUGGAAUUCAAUUUCUACAACCCUACAUUUUGCGAAGACUUUGUGCGAAGCUUUACCAAUCCUCUACGCGUCUUCCGGUACUGUUUCAGUUAGUAUAAUAGAAUGAGCCGCCCACAAGAACCACACAGGCCUUUCCUCCCCUUUGGAAAUCCUUUUCGUAGGAUGUCACCGAAGGGCUCAUACCUAUCCCCUAAACUCCUUGCGUUGUUAAAUACAUUUGAGGAGACAUUGCAGGGUAGGAUUAACAAUCUUAGGCCAGUAGGUAGGGAUGAUGUCUUGCGCUUAUCCUGGAUGAGGUUUGGGAUGGACACACUGUGUGAAAUUCAUACUGACGUGAAAACUUUAAUUACGGCUCUUGAACUCCCUGUUUGUGAUUGGGAUGACAAAUGGAUAGAUGUGUAUCUAGAUGAUAGUGUGAAGUUGCUUGAUAUCUGCAUUGCUUUCAGCUCUGAGAUAUCUCAGCUGAAACAGGGCCACCUCUUUCUCCAAUGUGUUUUGCAUAACUUUGGUGGAGCCCCCACAAAACAGUUUGAACGGGCCCGUUCUUCCCUAGAGGGAUGGAAGGAACAUGUUGCUAAAAAGAAUCCAAGAUUUGAUAAUUGCUUCUGUGCCAUGGAUGUACUGGCUGAGAAACUGGACCUACCAAAAAUCAAGAACUCUGCCAAGGGGAAUAUCUUGAUGCGAGCAAUGUAUGGAGUCAAGGUGGUUAGUCUCUUGGUAUGUAGCAUAUUUGCUGCUGCAUUCUCUGGUUCCACAAAGAAGUUGAUGGACAUACAGGUUCCUGAAUCUUUCUCAUGGGCAGCCGCAUUUUCUGAGCUCCAGGCUUUUGUAAAUACUGAAAUAAGAAGCCUACACUCGAGUGGGAGGACCACGAUACUGAAGGAGCUAGAAGCUGUUGAUACAGAUGUGAAGAAGUUAUACCCAAUUGUGCAAGAAGAGGAGAACUUGGUUGAAGCUCAAGUUUUGGUAAGCUCGACAUCAGAUUUAGGAAAAUCGGCAGGAAAACUCUCACAAGGACUUGAUCUACUCGCAAAGGACGUAGACAGGUUCUUCCAGAUAGUCCUAACUGGACGCGAUACUUUACUCGGUAACCUUAGAAUUGGUGGUAAUGCAUCUGACGGAGUGCGACGAGUUAACUUCAAAGGAGGUCCAUUGGUUUGCUGAAGGUUAAAUGUAAACCCGCUCCUUUGUACACAAGUAUGUAGUUUAGGAGUACUGUGUUUUCUGUUUGAAUAUAUACAAAAUAUAUGUGAGGUGUGCUGUGUCUCUGGCUAUGUAAUACUAGAAUUAUGGGUGAAUCUUUAUGUAAAAUCAGUAUUAAUGAUAUAUAAAUAUGGCUUUCAUAUCUA